Molecule: messenger RNA, 7729 nt
Organism: Brassica rapa (field mustard)
Lineage: Eukaryota; Viridiplantae; Streptophyta; Magnoliopsida; Brassicales; Brassicaceae
Product: myb-related protein 305
Biological process (GO): regulation of DNA-templated transcription
Cellular component (GO): nucleus
Molecular function (GO): DNA-binding transcription factor activity; sequence-specific DNA binding
Source: RefSeq, a predicted model, not a curated record
AUUUAUAAUACUAUUAAUAUCUAAAUUAAAAUUAUAAACAAAAUAUAUUCGUUAUUUUGGGUAUUUAUAGAUGAAAAUGGAUGUUUUGGAUAAACAAUUCUCAAAAAAUUUUAUAUUCAUGAUUACUUUCAAACAAAAAUAACCAAUUUAAACUACAUAAAUUGAGUAUUUUUGAGUUUUAAAGUUAUUUUGGAUAGGUUUGAGUAGUUUGGAUAUAGAAUACCCGAGUCGAAUCAAGUAGUUUGGUUACUUUGGAUAAAACCCGGACCCAUCUGGAUCCGACUCGAACCCGAUCUGGAAGACUAUUUUCAAAAUCUGAAAAACCGAUACCCGAAUGAAUAGUAUCUAUACUCUAAGGGAUACCCGAAUGACCAACCCUCUAACAGAGAUACAUUGUCGAGGAAAAAGGUAUCAGGGGUACAUAAUUAGGACCUCGAAAGGUUUUGACAAUGACAACUAGAUAUAUAAUUACUUAAUCAGUUAUUGAAAAUAUGAAAUUAGUAAUCAUCUGAUGAUCUAAGGAAAAUGUUAAGAGGAAUAACAUUUAUAAUUAUGUAAAUCAGACUGGGUAGUAAUUUUAUGCACAUGUUUGAGCCCAACAUAUCCCACAAUAGCUAUUGACGAAAUGUCAACAUGAGAAUUUAUAUCUAAUAAAAAGCCCACAACCCAGGUUAGUCAAUUAGGUCCAUCUAACUAUAUGAAGUCAACCUAGUUUCACAGUAUCUGAGCAGUCACUGCUGAAUUCGUCAAGUCCGAUCCUUUUUUUCUCAGAGGCUCCAAUUUUCAAUGUGAAAUAACGUGAAUCCCGUAUAUAUGUGUAGAGAGAGAGAGAGAGAAAGACGAGUGAUGAGCUCAUAGAUCUAUCUAAUAUUAUAAAGAAGAGUUUCCCUCAUUCUUGGUUGAGACACGUCAUCAAUUCAUUUUCUAAGGCGACACGUGUCCUAUUUUUUAUACAUUGUGUUUCAAUUAACUUGAUAAGUUACAUGUGUGGGUUUUAGGUUCAACUCAGAAGUCCAGUCCGUUAGCUCUUAUUAUAGUUUGUAAUCGUACUUAGCUCUGGAAAAAGAUGGUUCUUGUGUGAACUCGUUAGCUCGAUGUCUCUCGUGCACACUAAAUUUUCAUCGGACGCCAGACUUGUUACAAGUGGUUCUAUGUACCUACUAGCACGAGCUUCAUUUAUUACAUAUUUUCGGCCAAAAAUUCUUCAAAAUUUCCCUAGGCCUAUUGUUAUAAUCUCAAGAUUAUAAGCUUCACCUGUGUUUCUUUGUAUAAGGUUCGAGGAUUUUGUAACUCACAUUUUUUUAUAUUUUAUUUUUUUAAAAAGUGGCAAUUUUUCUGUUUGCUUCUUGCUUCUAUUCUUAGAAAUACUAGGACGGGCUCUGCCCACUUGUGAUUCUAGUGUAUAUGUACCUAACUAAUUCAUGGUAUAUGGCACCAUGGCCAGCUCAACAUUCUUGUUUUUAAUGGAAGACUAGGUGGGUUGCCUGCAAUUUUGAGGGUAUAAAUAUUGUUUGAAAAUUAUAUAUUGUAUUUAUAAUUUUGUGAUUUUGAAUAAUAACCAAAAUUAUUAAAUUAAACUUUAAAUUUUAAAUAUUUUAAAAUCAAAAGUCUUGGUAUUAGUAUAAUUUUAGAAGAAUUUUGAAAUACAAUGAUAACUAUAUUUGUUUUAAUAUAAGUUUCCAAAUGUCUUUUUAUGACAUAAUUUGUGAUUAAUAAAAAUUCAAGAAUUAAUGAACAAAAAAAACUUUCUAUUUUGUGUAUUAUCUUGUCUACCACUUUAUUUUAUUUUGAUGCAAAUAUGUUACAAAGUUAUCACAAUUUUGGCAAAUCACAAAUCUCUUUCUCACACAUUUUUGAUUUAGAGUUUAACAUAAAACUCACAAUUGGAUAACCAAACAAAUUCAUCUUUAAUUUUAUUUAAUUUAAUCAUCACACUAUACUAUCUUUUUAGACACUGAUUCUUUUGACCAACAUUUUCAUUAAAAUUAAUCAUAAUUUAGAUAUUUUAAUUAGUCUUAUUUUCAUUUUUUAAAAAUUACUUUAAUAGAUCCUAUUUUAAUUAAAUAUGAUAAAAUAACUAUAUAUCAGAAAAUAACAUGAUUUAUUUUUAUAAUUUUAGAUAACAUGAUAUCAUUAUUUUAGACAUAUAUACUUAAUAUUAAUGUUAGAUUCAAUAGUUUUUUACAUCAAAAUAACAUGUUUUAUUUUUAUAAUUUUUUUAAAAUUUUGUUAUCAUACAUUGUAAAAAUUUAUUAUACAGUAAGAAUGCAUAUCAUUAUUAAUUUUGUUUUGCAUUCAAUUUAAGUUAUAUUUUCUAUAUUCGACUUAUUAAUUUUAAAACUUAUCAUUUAUAUUUAUUUUAUUUAGUCAGUUUAUCUUCAUGUUGUAAAAACACACAAAAAUAAUUAAUUCACAUUUAUAGUAAUACGCAAAACACAUGUAUUUUAAAAAAACACAUGUACUUUUACAAACAAAUGAAAAAUUAAGUACUUAAAAUAUAAAAUAACCAAAAAUAGAACAUGCAAGUUUUAUUAUUUUUCACUCGUGUUUUUAAGUCUUCUUUCUCUUUUCCUUUUUAAAAAUAAGCAUGCCAAUUUUAUUAUUAUGAAAUAUAUAAAUUAUGUGAAUAGAGUAUUAACUCUAGUCUUAUAUUGAUAUAAUGUUUCAAUUUUUAAUUUUAUAUUAUAAUAAUUUUUUUUAUAAAUAUUAUUUUAAGACAAUUUAAUAUUUAAUUUUAUUAUAAUCAAAGCUAUACGAAUUAUAUUAAUAGAGUAUUAACUAUAGUCUUGUAUUAGUAUAUUGUUCCGGGUUUUCAAUUUAUAUUAUAAUAGAAUUUUUUAUUUAUUUAAAUGACUUACCAUAUAAGUUUAUGUUUUUAAAUAUACAAAUGCUUUAAUCAUUUCUGAAAGUAAUAAAUCAACUAUACCAUCAACAUUUGUCACUAAAAAUGAUUGAAAUUUUUUUAAAUUGUAUACUUUACUUUUUUGCAUUCAUUGGACAUAUUUUCAGAAAUAUAUAUAAUGAGUGAGCAUAAGAAAUAUUAUUAGGUUUAAGUUAAUUAGUUUUAUGCAACAUAAUAUUUAUUUUAUUCACUAUCAAUAAAAUAAUUAAUAAAACAUGUUUAAAACUGUAUAUAUAAGUAUUUCUAAAAUAUCAUAUGCAUUUAUAUGUAUAUUCUGAAUAUCUAUAAUGUAAUCUCUUAUAAUUGAUUGUUUCCAUAACCAAAUUAUGUUAGUUCAUCUAUAUUUAGGACGUUUAAUUGUUUGUUUGGUAAUAUAGAUUAGAUUAGGUAAUUCGAAAAUUAGUUUCCUUUUAGAAAAAUUAAUUAAAUAAAUGAAAAUUAAAAUAUUAAUAACCAAUCAAAUUAAAAGAAUUAAUUCUAAACUUUACAUAUUAAUGACACAUAAUCAAAAUCCACUUAAAUAUCUUCUCAAUUAAUAUAUAUGAAGAUAAUUAACUGAACUAGAUAUACAUAAUUAUUAAUAGAAAAAAAUACAACCAAUUGAUCUACAAAACAUUAAUAACAUAAAUGAAGAGUCGAAAACACGUCAUCCUACAAAGAUUUGCAGUCAAAAUGAAUACCCGUGAGUCUUCACGCCUAAAUUAUUCACAACUUCGCACUAAUCUAACUGUAUAUGUGUACAUUCUCUUAUUUUCAACUUUGUUUAAUCGUUCUUAUACUUUAAUAAUUGAGACAUUAGACCCAAUAAUUAAUAAAUAUUUCUCUUAGACGUCACACGUUAGCAACAAAAUUUCAAACUUAUUUCAAUAGGUCGUACACCUCAUUCACCAUAAUUUCUAUUAGUUUAUUUUAGUAAAAUAUAUACUUUUCGUUUGUUUUAUAAAUUACUGCAUUUAGUUAUGUUGUGGUCCUUCUCCUUCAUGUGGGGGAAAAUGAUCAAAACAUCUUCUUAUUUAAAUGUAUGAGGUGUCGACCAACUCUCCAAUCUUAUGAUGUCACAAAAAUGAUUUGAGGCUUAUUAAUCUAUAACAUUCAUAAUUUUGUGUUGUAUGUUUUUCUUGAUUAAUUAUACCAAUACCGCUAGCUCUAAAUAUUUUCCGGUAUUUUACGUAUUUUUGCUCGAUGAUUUAGCAUUUAAACAUAAAAUGAAAAUUUUACUUGUUAAUAUAAACUCAAAGAAUACUGAUAAUUUUUUUCUUCGAAAACUUAUACGUCUUAAUCUUGAAAUGUUGUAUUUUGUUUAUCAAAUUCCUAGUUAGUAUAUAAAAUCAUAUUGAAUAUAAUCGAACUGAAACCAUUAAACAAACAUCUAUAGAGUCUUGGAACAGGAAAAAAACAACUAACAUAUAUAAGAUUAUGUUUGAUAGUAAAUAAUAUUUCUGAUAGACAAAAAACAUGCAAAGUAUCAACGCCAACUUUGCUACGUUUAACUUAAUAUUAAUUAAAAUGAUAUAUAUAUAUAUAUAUAUAUAAUCCAAAACAUAGACGUUUAUAUUAAGUUUAACACAAAUUUAGCAUAUCCAUAACAUGUUAUCUAUAGUAGACUAUGUUUUUUAGAUGAAAUUUCAAAUUUAUUGAUCAAUCAAAAAUAGGCAUUUACAAAAAAUAUCCAUGACAUGUUAUCUAUAGUAGACUAUGUUUUAUUUUAAUAACUAUUGUUUUAUAAAAAAAAAACUGAAAAUAAAAGAAAAUAACAAUAAACCGAACCUUAAUUCGAUUUAAACACCACAUGUCAAUUUUAAUCAUGAAAUGAAUUUUUCUACUUUAUUUAAUAUUAAAAAUAACAUUCUAUCAUCGAUGCAUAGCACAAAAGAACCAUAUAUAUAUAGAUUAAAUUGCAAGAUCAAAAACUAGAUAGGCUAGUCCAAGUCCAGGUCCGGCCUUAAUAAAGGUUUGGUGAUGCAGAAUCAGUUCACCACGACUAAGUUAAAAAGGUUUGAUAACUAACAUGCAAAAAAGGUUUGAUAAAAAAAGAAGCUAACAUACAUCACUGUAGUUUUUUUCACAAAAAAUAAACAUACAACCGUAGCGAUUGUAGUCGAAGCGGCUAAAUCUUUAUCAUAUACCAUUAAAAGAAAAAAAAAUUAAAUAAAAAAAGAACAAGUUGGUAUUGGCAGCCGAAUUUUUUUUUUUCUCUUUGAACAUUGAUAGUGUUAUUAGUAGUAAUAAGAAAUCUAAGUAAAAAUAUACAUGAUGGGGUCCAUAACUAUGUACCAUGAUAAUCUUUCUAGAAGCUUUUUUAAUCUUAAAACGAAUUUUAAUUAUUUUCUUUUAACUAUAUAUAGAAGUAACUGUUUUCAUAUAGUUCAAAAAUCUUUUUCGAGUUGGAUCAUGUGGUAGCCCGUCUUUACUUUUUAACACUUGAUACGCUAGAUCUUCUAGGUUUACACCUGUUGAUCCAAUUUUUCCAUUCGAAACAUAUAUAUGCACGUAAAUUGGAGUGAUUAAUUUUUCUUGAAUUAUUGUUGUGAAUACUUGUUGAAAUUUGUUUUUGUCCAUACGUGUACAGUCCUUGUCAGAAUAGCUUUAUAAAUAUUGUUUUAUAGCAAAAAAUGAUCCUAGUUUCUUACGUCAUUAAAGAUUUUGUCUUUGAUGCUUAUCUAACACCAUCGGCCUAAAUUCUACUUUGAAAAACGAAAGCUGCAUGAAAAUCAUUCUAUAAUUUAUCAAAUGAAAACUAAAACCACAACCAAGAUCAUACAAUAAUUAAAAUCUAGAAUUCUGAUAAUUUAACUUUUUAUGAAACCAUCUUUAAGUUUUGCGAUCAAGGAUUCAAGGGAACUUGCAAUCUCCAAAAAUAUAUAUAAAAAUUAAGUGUUAUUUCUAGUUCAAAUCUUUAGAAAACAAGGUUGAAUCGGUUUAACCAAUUCAAGAAAACCCUAGCAUUACCAUAAAUGUUGAUAUGUAUGGCCGAAAGACCACAUAGAUACAAGGUGAGUCAUCGAUACUUUAUUGUCUGAAGGGAAUUUUCUGAUUUUCCUAUUGCCCGAAUUAGUAUACACUUCAUUAUGCCCAUUAUUUCGAGCAUAUUUUCUAAUUUAUCAAUAAACUAAUCAAGAAUUACUCUUAAAGCAUGUUUUUUCAUUAUUUUAUUUAGCAGGUGUUGAGGUUUUACUGGCUCAGAAGUUAUUUUCCAGAAAUAAAGACAACCCACUAGUAUUUUAUAAUGUAUAUUUCCCCAAGAACUUAAUCCAGAACAAAGUUAUGCUUCUAUGAUGAUGUCUUUUAAGUGUCCAAAGACAAAACAUUGUUGUUCAAGAAUAAUUUUUUAGUGAUGACGAAUAAAUAUAUAUGGUACGGAUCUAUGUAUGGAUUUGGUAAUAGGGUACUUGUAAAAUCUUAAUUGGGUAAGAAAAAAUAAUGAGCUGGUUCUCAUUAUGUGUCAACACUUGUUCGAAGAAUAGAGGUUUACCAAGAUUGUUUCCGUGAUUGAGGAACUCAAGUUAAAAUUUAUAUAAUUAAGAAGGCUAAUGAUAGACCAUACAUUCACAUAUGCUACAUGAUUAAGUAUAGGGUCUUAAACUAAAGUAAAUGAAAUAAAAUAUAUAGAAUAAACUCCCAUAAAAAGUAAGAAGUGACUGUUCUUAAGCACAUAUAAAUAUAUACACACAUGUUCAACCACAACCAUCAACAUAGUAUAGCAAACUAAGCGCCCUCUUACGUGCACAAAUAUACGCAUAAGUUGUAGCUAGUAUUGGUUGUGUGUGAAAGAGUGUUUGAGAAUUCAAGAGAUAUGCUUGACUGGGGAGUUGAUCAAGUCCAGCAGCGAAACCAUGAUCUUUAUCAACAACAACAGCAACAACAAGGAUGUAGAAAGGGACCAUGGACACCUGAAGAAGACAAACUUCUUUCUGAGUAUGUUACUUCGAAUGGGGAAGGAAGAUGGAGCUCUGUUGCUAAGUGUGCAGGGUUGAAUAGAAGUGGCAAAAGCUGUAGACUAAGGUGGGUGAACUACUUAAGGCCAGGGCUUAAGAGAGGACAAAUCACUCCUCAAGAAGAAGGAAUCAUCCUAGAACUUCAUUCCCUUUGGGGUAACAAGUGGUCAACAAUCGCAAGAUAUUUACCAGGACGAACAGAUAAUGAAAUCAAGAACUAUUGGAGAACCCAUUACAAGAAGAAAGAAAAAUCUUUUUCGAAGCAAGAAAAAGUCAAAAGAUCCCGGAAACAGCUAGAUUUGAAACCACAAUCACAACAGCAACCUCAACAGCAGAAUCAAUCAUCUCAGUUUGUGUCUGAAGACCACAAGAAACUCGACAACGAGCAAAACACUUUCUCUUACCAGACUAGUGUCUUCUUCACUGACCAAUUUCAUAUGCCUCAAGUUGUUGCAGCGACCUCAAGCGACCACUCCAUGAUGGAUGAAGGUAACUUGUGGGGCAGCUUGUGGAGUCUAGACGACCAUGAUCCACACCAUUUUGGUGGUUGCUCGGAACAGAGAACAGCUUCUAACGUUUCUGAGAAGUUUAACGGCUGCGGAAUUGAUGCUCCGUUCUGUGGAUCAUGGGAUUAUAGUUAUAAUGGAUUUAACACGAGGCUAUAAUUAUUAAUUAGUAUGUACGGAGAUAUGAAGAAAGCUGCGUCUUCGUACGGUUACUAGAAGAAAGAAAGAUCUCGAUUUGUAUUUUUCUAACCUUCCUAGCGCAAUAGACCGGACUAGUGAGGCUAAUAAAAUGGUUUGGAAUAAUUAUGUCUCCACAAAUCUACUUUUUUCUUUUCUUUUGUAAAAGCUUUAUGGAAUCAAGUCUCCUGAUUUAUCGUUUCAUACUA